Molecule: messenger RNA, 1302 nt
Organism: Gadus morhua (Atlantic cod)
Lineage: Eukaryota; Metazoa; Chordata; Actinopteri; Gadiformes; Gadidae
Gene: rbks
Product: ribokinase
Exons: 9
Coding region: 99-1037 (312 amino acids)
Biological process (GO): D-ribose metabolic process
Cellular component (GO): cytosol
Molecular function (GO): ribokinase activity
Source: RefSeq, a predicted model, not a curated record
GGCAGCCAGCUGUCAUCCGCUCUUUUAAACUUUGACCACCUUUUCUCAAUCUGCUUCAACUCGUCUUCGUCAAGUGUCAGCGAGUGUCAGAUUUGAUCAUGACUGAAGAAGGCUUUGACGUGGCAGUGGUGGGCUCCUGCAUGACUGACUUGGUGAGUCAGGCUCCAAGGCUACCCAAGGCGGGCGAAACCAUCCAUGGCCACAGGUUCUUCACUGGCUUUGGAGGAAAAGGGGCCAACCAGUGCAUACAGGCCGCCAAGCUAGGUGCCAGGACUGCCAUGGUCGGCAAGGUUGGCAAAGAUUUCUUUGGAGACAGCUACAUCCAGAAUUUCAAGGACAACGGUGUUAACACAGCGUGUGUGUUCCAGGCCCCAGACGUUGCCACGGGAGCAGCUUCCAUUGUAGUGAAUGAUGCAGGUGAGAACGCCAUCGUGAUCGUGGCCGGGGCUAACCUGCUGCUGGGCGCGGCCGAGCUGCAGGCCUCCCUGCCGGCCCUGAGCCGCACCACGGUGCUGCUCUGCCAGCUGGAAAUCCGCCCCGAGUGCUCCCUGCAGGCCCUGCGCACGGCCCGACAACACAACGUGAAGACAAUAUUCAACCCAGCACCAGCCGUUCCAGACUUGGACCCUGAUUUCUACACACUCUCAGAUGUUCUCUGCUGCAAUGAGUCUGAGGCAGAGCUGCUCACCGGGUCCCCGGUCGCCACGGUGGAGGACGCCCGGCGGGCGAGCGGGGAGCUCCUGGGCCGCGGCUGUGGGGCGGUGCUCCUCACCAUGGGGGCCCAGGGCUGUGUGGUGCUCGAGGCCAAGGGUGCCGCCACGCAUCACGUCCCGGCGCCGGCGGUCACGGCGGUGGACACCACGGGUGCUGGUGAUAGCUUUCUCGGUGCGUUGGCGUUCUACAUGGCUCACUACCCCGCUCUACCUCUGGAGGAGAUGGCCAGGAGAGCCAACCACAUAGCGGGAGUGAGUGUACAGGCGGUCGGCACACAAGCGUCUUACCCUUCCAGGACGGACCUGCCCGCGGAGCUGUUCUAAGAGCCAGCGUCUAUCAGAACACAUUCUAUGACGUGUAAUAUACACUACAUUACAGUUAACCAUUAUUCUCUAGAUCAAUGGAAGAUAUUUGCACAAUUUAGAUUUAAAUACUAAAUUGUCUCGCGUUUAAAUCAUUAAACGAAAACAUGUCAAUCUGACCACACUAUGACGACAACCUUGAUUAUUUUGUAUUGUUUGUAAAUAUCAAGCACCUUCAUGGUCCGUAUUCAAACAAUUUCAUAUUUAAUAAAAAACACUGAAUAAA